Molecule: messenger RNA, 1248 nt
Organism: Penicillium brevicompactum
Lineage: Eukaryota; Fungi; Ascomycota; Eurotiomycetes; Eurotiales; Aspergillaceae
Product: aromatic ring-hydroxylating oxygenase subunit alpha
Exons: 2
Coding region: 1-1248 (415 amino acids)
Molecular function (GO): 2 iron, 2 sulfur cluster binding; iron ion binding
Source: RefSeq, a predicted model, not a curated record
AUGUCGAUGUUCAACUACUUUGGACUCGGGGCUACAGAAGCUUCCCCGGCCGCCGCCGAGGAAGCCCCAUCUCGUCUUCUUCCCGCCUCGUGGUACUCCUCGAAAGAAAUAUAUGAGCUUGAGCGACGUGCAAUCUUCAGUCGCAAAUGGCUCCUUACCACCCACAAGUUACGGUUCCCAAAGACUGGCGACUGGCUCAAGUUUAACAUCGCUGGAUAUGCCUUCAUCUUGGUGAAGGACCGCGAUGGAGAUGUGAAUGCCUUCCACAACAUUUGCCGACACCGAGCAUUCCCAGUCGUCACCGAAGACGGCGGCUCUUCUCGCAUCUUCUCCUGUCAAUACCACGGGUGGUCAUACGGUCUCAACGGCAAACUGGCAAAGGCCCCUCACUAUCAAGAACUGGAAGGCUUUGACAAGAGCAAAAAUGGCCUAUUACCGAUUCAUGUUCACGUGGACACCAACGGCUUUGUCUGGCUCAACUUGGAUGCCGAUGAUAAGGCCCAAAUCUCGUGGGAAAAUGAUUUCAAUGGAGUUGAUUUACAGCCACGUUUCAAGGGCUUCAAUUUUGAAGACUACGACUUCGAUUCCGGCUGGGAGUCUACCGGAGAAUAUGAUUGGAAGGUUCUAGCAGACAAUUAUAACGAAAACCAUCAGCAUCACACGUCCAACGCUGGGCCCUUCGCCUUCGAGACCCAGGGCUCUUCACCCGAGAAGAUUGCCAAGGCUCUCCGGAAUGCCAGCAAUUACUAUUUCCCCAAUGUCUACAUGACAGUCUCACCCUACGCCUUUUUCAUGCAACGAUUGGUUCCUACCGGGCCGACCACGAGCGCGGUGCGCUAUGAGGUGUACCGGAACAAAGACUCCAGCGAUGAAGACUUUGAGAUCGUCAAUCAGGCUUACAAGCUGAUUGCAUCUGAAGACGAGGCCCUCUACACCGAGACUCAAAAAGUCCUUGGCACCCGAGUCUCUGCAGAUGGAGAACUCCAGCCUCGGAAUGCGGAUAGUCCUCGUUAUUUCCAAACCAUCAUCCGCGACCUUAUUGAGGAACACCAGGCAAUUGAAGAGCAGUCACAAGGGGAAGUGUGGCCUGCACAGCAGCGGCUUCCCAAGGAGGCCUCAAUUAGCAAAGAAGACAUGGACUUCUGUUCCAAGUUGACCCCGGAGGGCGGCGGUUGCUGCGGAGGCAAAGCAUGUGGCGCUGGCCCUGCACCUGGACCAGCAACCGCUCCUGAGAUAAUGGUCUCCUGA